Vollenhovia emeryi is the source of this 4525-nucleotide messenger RNA. RefSeq lists its product as uncharacterized. Gene Ontology annotation, molecular function: DNA binding; zinc ion binding. The record is from RefSeq and is a predicted model, not a curated record. Bases 242 to 4525 code for a protein of 1427 amino acids. NCBI's taxonomy places the organism in Eukaryota, Metazoa, Arthropoda, Insecta, Hymenoptera, Formicidae. The transcript is spliced from 3 exons.
UUAUAACCUAACCUGCACACUUCCAAUGUCAAUCAAAACUCAUUAGCGGUGAAGCACACGGUCUCAAGCUUGUGCAUAUUAAUGUAGGCAAAAACUUAGUUGAAUCUCACUUGUAAGAAUGAAGAGGAAUGUGCAAUAAGGCAUUUUUAACUGAGUUACAACGUCACAAAUGAGAAUUAUCUGUGCUUUGAUGUACCUUAAAUGAAAAGCAAUUAGAGUUUGUUUUAAUUUUUGUUUUUAGAUGCCUCGUACUUAUACAAGAAUGACAGAUAAGAAUAAUUGGACUGAGGAGUCCUUAAAAUUAGCGAUUCGAGCUGUGAAAGUCGAUGGAAUGAAAAUCAGAUCUGCUGGCAAGGAGUUUGGUAUUCCAGAAUCGACUCUUAGAAAGCGCUUGAAAGAAAAUUCCGUAAGUCAUGUGCCGUUGGGUCAAAAGCCAACAUUUUCAGCUGAUGAAAAAGAAUUGGCAGAUCAUGUCCUAAAAUUAGCAAAACUAUUUUAUGGACUUACUCCACGUGAGCUUCGUAGAAUUGCUUUCGAAUUUGCGGAGGCAAAACAAAUUAAACAUAGGUUUAAUAAAUCUACUAAACUGGCUGGCAAAGACUGGUUAUAUCUAUUUCUUCAGCGCAACCCGGAAAUAUCUUUAAGACAACCGGAAGGGACGAGUCUUAACAGAAUCAAUGCGUUUAAUAAAGAAGAAGUUACUAUAUUCUUUUCCAAUUUACAACAACUCAUUGGCAUGUAUAGAUUUCCUCCAAAUAGAAUUUUUAAUAUGGAUGAGACGGGCAUUACUACGGUCCAACAAAAAUGUCCAAAAAUAUAUGGCGAAAAAGGGGCAAAGAGAAUUGGGGCAGCAACAUCAAAUGAAAGAGGACGAACCAUUACAGCAGUGUUUUGCGUGAGUGCAUCUGGAACGUACAUACCUCCAAUGCUAAUUUAUCCAAGAGUGCGAAUGAGUCCGCAGCUACAAAAGAAUGGGCCUAUUGGAGCAAUUUAUGCUUGCUCUAAAAAUGGAUGGACAAAUAAGGAACUGUACUUGGACUGGUUACGUCAUUUUAAAAGUCAUGUUAAACCGACUCGUGAAGACCCCGUCCUUCUGAUAUUAGAUAAUCACUCGAGCCAUAUUUCAUUAGAAGCUUAUGAUUUAUGUAAAUCCAGUUUUAUUACUGUACUUUCUCUCCCCCCUCACACAUCUCAUCGAACUCAACCUUUAGAUUUGACAUUUUUUGGCCCAUUGAAGAAUGCUUUAUACAGACAAUAUGAUUUUUACUUAAAUUCGACUGGUCAUAAAAAAAUAACUGAAUAUGAUCUUGCAGAGCUAUUAAAUAAGGCAUUUUUAAAAGUAGCUACAAUGGAGAAAGGCAUAUCUGGCUUUCGUACAGCAGGUAUUUAUCCUUUAAAUCCUGAUAGGUUUGAUGAAAAUGACUUUGUUCCAUCAUCUGCUCAAGAAAGUAUUAGUGAACCCGUCCUCGACAUCCAAGAUUCAAAUUCUAUACAAAUUAUUGAUAAUAUGGAUUUGUCCAACGAGGAGUCAGUGGCACAUUCAAUACCACAACCUACUACUUCAAAGGUUCAGGUCAAAAUUACUGAUAUUUCACCGAUUCCUUCAAGAAAACCUCAUGUGGCAAGAAAACGUAGUUGUCAUUCGGAAAUAUUAACUGAUUCGCCUCAAAAACGAAAGUUACAAGAAAAAUUAGAAAAGCAGAAAAAAGUCGAAGAAAAGAAGAAACGGAAAGAGGACGAAAAAGAGAUGAAGCGGAAAAAAAUCGAAGAAGAGAAGAAACAGAAAGAGACCGAAAAAGAGAAGAAGUGGAAAAAAAAUCAAGCCCGACUCACGAACUUUAAGACAGCAGCGGAUCUGUUUGGAGCUUUCGAGAAGAUCCAGGCGCCAAAGAAGAGGUUUGACGACAAAUAUAAAAGUGGCAGAGCGAGCGGAGGUUCGCGACCCGAGAUAAGAGAGAGAGCGGACAAGGUGUGCUACAGGUGUCGCAAGAGCGGACACCUUGCUGCGCACUGUGAACAACCGACGGCGCCGAAACGCGCCUGUUAUAUCUGCGAGUCACCGGAGCACAUGGCGAGAGAGUGUCCGAAGCGGAAGCAGUUCCCGACCCGAGAGGUAUCCAAGGAAUCAGCCGGGACCACAUCCACGAACGUGGUGCAAGCAGUCCCGCUGGCCGAACCGUAUAUGGUCGAUCUGAGCAUCUCAACCUACGACAAGCACGGUAACUCUUGUAAAUACAUUAGUGACGCGAUAAUCGACUCGGGCUCUCCGAUAAGUCUCGUCCGCGAUAGUUUUAUUUCUAGCGAUGUGAUCUUGCCCAUGGGCGACAGUGAUACUCGGUUUUGCGGAAUUAAUGGUGCGCGGCUUAGAAUAACUGGUGUUUUUCAGGGUGAGAUAAAUGUCCAAAACGUGCGUUCGAGAAUCAAAUUUUAUACGGUGCCGGAUGGCACGAUGGCGUACAGGGUUUUGCUGGGCCGAGAUUUUUUAACUUGUCCGUCCGUGCGCGUUACAUUAGGAAAAACCGCCGAGAUCGCCAAUGCAAGCGAGGAAAGUGCGAUCGGCGAAAUUAUGAAUAUAGAUUGCGACGAGAAUCUGCUUGCCGAUCGGGAUAAAUUACAGAUCAACCCGGCGAUUGAUGAGGCUGUAGCUGAUAGAAUUCGGAAAAAUUACGAAUCUUGCUAUUUUAAGGGACUCGAGAGCGAAAAAGGUGCGUCUGAUUUUGAGAUGGUCAUUUCUCUGAGGCACGACCAACCAAUUAGCGCGCGUCCGCGACGACUAUCUUUCGCGGACAAAGAGCAAUUGCGUAAAAUUUUGGACGACCUAUUGGAAAAGGGGAUUAUUCGUCCUAGUAAUUCCCCGUAUGCUAGCCCUAUAGUGCUUGUGAGAAAGAAAACCGGCGAUGUUCGAUUGUGCUAUCGCGAAUUGAACAAAAUAACGACGCGUGAUAAUUUCCCAACUCAAUUGAUCGAUGAUAACCUCGAUUGCCUGAAAGAUAAGGGAUUGUUCUCCAUUCUUGAUUUAAAAGACGGUUUCCAUCAUGUGAAAAUGCAUGAAGAAUCUAUAAAGUUUACUUCGUUCGUGACACCACUGGGACAAUACGAGUAUCUCUAUAUGCCCUUUGGAUUGACAAACGCACCGCGCGUGUUCCAGCGUUUUGUUAAUAAUGUAUUUUCGCCAUUAGUCAGAGUGAGUAAGGUCCUACUUUAUCUUGACGAUAUCUUGGUUGCCACGGAGAAUAUGGAGAAGCACAUCGAAAUUCUAUCAGAAGUAUUUAGAUUAGCUGGUAAGCAUCGUCUACGGUUUCGUUUCGAUAAAUGUUAUUUUGUCCAGACCGAGAUCAAGUACUUGGGCUAUCUAGUAAAUAAGCACGGCAUUCGACCCAGCGACGAAAACAUCGAAUCGGUGUUAGACUAUCCGAUUCCCCGUACCGCGAAAGAUGUACACCGAUUCGUGAGUUUGGCGAGUUACUUUCGUAGAUUCGUUCCGGGAUUUUCGGUAUUGGCUAAGCCAUUAUAUGAUUUAAUUAAGAAACGGACAACGUUUAAAUUUGAGACUGCGGAAAAUCAGGCAUUUGAAGUCUUAAAACAAUGUCUAGCAAGUAAACCGGUACUCGCGAUUUAUUCGCCGAUUGCCGAGACUGAAUUGCAUUGUGAUGCGAGCGCGAGCGGUUUUGGUGGGAUCUUGCUUCAGAGACAAGCAGACCGUACUUGGCGGCCAAUUUCAUUUUGGAGCCAACGGACAACACCCGCGGAAUCGAGAUACCACAGUUUCGAACUCGAAUGUCUUGCUGUGGUGUAUGCGAUCAAGCGGUUCCAUAUUUAUUUAGCGGGACUAAAAUUCAAAAUCAUAACAGACUGCGAUAGCUUUCGCCUUACUUUGGAAAAAAAAGACAUUAAUCCUCGUAUUUCGCGUUGGGCUUUAUUCUUACAGAAUUAUGACUACGAAAUUGUACAUAGGCCGGGGAAGCGAAUGAGUCACGUGGAUGCAUUAAGCCGUUGCCACAGCAUAUUAGUACUCGAGGGUAGCACUUUCGAAAGGACAUUAUCUAUUUGUCAGGACCGUGACGAAAAGAUAGUAAAAAUUCGCGACGAACUUGAAAAGGGAGAUGUUCAAUUUUAUGAGUUGCGAGACGGCUUGGUCUACCGUAAGGACAAACACAAGAAAUUAUUAUUUUAUGUACCAGGCGUUAUGGAAUCGAAUGUGAUUCGAACUUGUCAUGAUGAUAUUGGACAUGUAGGUGUGGAUAAGACUGUUAAUAAUAUUCAAAAGGUUUAUUGGUUUCCGAGCAUGCGAGAAAAGGUAAAAGAUUAUGUUCUGAAUUGCCUUCGAUGUAUAGAGUUUUCGCCAUCAAAUGGCAAGGCCGAGGGAAUGUUGCACUCUAUUCCUAAAGGAAAGUUACCCUUUUUGACAAUCCAUAUCGACCACGUUGGACCGUUGGAAAAAACCGGCAUGGGCUACCGACAUUUGCUCAUAGAGGCACAUGUUUUACCUCGGAUAAGUUCAAAGAAUUCUUACAGGCCGAAUUAA